Limulus polyphemus (Atlantic horseshoe crab) is the source of this 7165-nucleotide messenger RNA. Its product is annotated as FTS and Hook-interacting protein-like. The record is from RefSeq and is a predicted model, not a curated record. The coding region runs from base 327 to 3209 and encodes 960 amino acids. The transcript has 13 exons. NCBI's taxonomy places the organism in Eukaryota, Metazoa, Arthropoda, Merostomata, Xiphosura, Limulidae.
UAGUACUAGUAAAGCUUCUUGUAAGUUGUAUUAUAUUUUUGACUGAUACAUAUAAUUUGGUAAAGUACUCUUAGUUUUACCAAGGUGUACAGGUUGUGAAAGAUAAGGGAAAUCAAGAUAACCUCGCAACGUAUUUCGAAAACAAACUACGUGUUUAAUUAUAUAUAUAUAUAUAAUAUAUAUAUAUAUACACACUCCGGUUGUACUUGUAAGACUAAGGAAACGGCAUUGGAUUAGAAUGCUUCAGAAGGUUCAUGAUGCGGUAGGACUAAAAGUGGAUGGGAUGAAACGUUAAAUAGCGAGGCUUUACCAUUAAAGCUUCUAAAAUGAGCUGGUUCAAAAGAGACAGCCCACUGAGGUCUAGUUUUCGCAGGAGGUCGUCUCAGAUUCCUCCUCUACAGGAAUUGGAUACUAAUGCUUGCUUUGAAACAUUUAAAAUACACUGGAAACAGGCAUGGCAAAUCAUGAACAUAGAAAGUGAACCAAGGAAAGCUGAUGAUGUUACGUGUGUUGUGAACCUCUUAGACCAGAUGAUUGCAUUGUUAAUUCAAGAAAUGAGUAGUCAAAAGAAGACAGAGAUCAAUACCAUUGGUCAUACAGAUGAAGCUACAUUUGUGGGUCCCAUACUGGAUUAUCUGUUCUUAGAGAAGAUACUGGAUAAGAUAUUUGUGUGGUCCAUAAAGAGUGGAGAAUUUGUUAAUGUGAUGAAACUAGAACAGCUCAAGAUGUAUGAGACUCUUAUCAGCCACUGCCAAGAAUAUAUCUUGUUUCACAAACCAUUUGUCCGUCCAUUGCUUCAGCUUUUAGCUGUUUGUGGAGAGUGUUCACCUGUUGAGGUUGAAAAGCGAUUUGUGGUACUUCUAAAUACAAUAUGUGUUUGUAUAACACAGAAUCAAAACCUUCUGGGAAUGUUCUUCAAUGUAAAUUCUGAACCAGCAAGGUUCCUCAUAUUUUCUCUUCUGAUACCUUUUGUUCACCGAGAAGGAGCUAUUGGUCAACAAGCAAGAGAUGCCUUGUUGCUCUGCAUGGCUUUAUCAGGAGAGAAUGAAAGUGUUGGAUUAUAUAUUGCAGAGCACUCCAAUUUUUGUCCUGUGCUAGCGACGGGGUUGAGUGGACUGUAUUCAGUUUUACCUAGGAAACUUCCAGUCAUGAAAGGUGAUUGGUUCCACCUUACUAACGAAGAUGUUCAAGAAAUUCCUGAAGUUUUUAUCUUCAUGAAUUCUUUAGAAUUUUGUAACGCAGUUGUACAGGUAGCUCACCAUGUGGUAAAAGCCCAAGUGGUAGAUUACCUCUAUCAAGGAUUUCUGGAGCCUGUGAUUGGACCAGCUCUCCAUCAGACAUCCACAGAAGAAGUCAUAGCAGCCACAGCUUAUUUGCAGUUGUUUCUUCGCUCCAUCACAGAACCAACCAUAAUCAAAGUCUUCCUCAAGUUUAUAGUAAUGUCAAAUUUUGAAGGUCAUCAAAUCUUGGAUACCUUAGUGAAAAGAAUAGAAUCCCAGUCUACUCUGUGUACCAUCACACUGGCCCUUUUCAAGACACUCCUAGAUUUUAAUUGUGAAGAUUUUAUGUUGGAGUUAGUACUCAAGUACUUGAUUCCUUGUACCCAUGUCAUGGUUAGCCAGCGAAUUCGGUUGCGUGAUGUGGAUGUAUACAGUCAGACAGCAGAAAAGCUACUGUCACUAGUACCUACUUGUUUCUUAACCUUGCCAACAUCCUCUCUCCCUUCAAACAUGAAGCACUCGGAGAGACUGUCACUCGGGGGUAGUUUAAGAGUUAAAAGACAUCGUCGUACAACUUCAACAUCAAGCCUUGCCUCUGGUGACUUUCAUGUGAAUCAAAGAUCAUGUAGUGGUAAUAACGGUAUUAACCCAAUGCAGUUGUACUAUGAAGAGAGGGAGCACCAUGAAACUAGUUACUUAGAUUAUCUCAAGGAAGCUAGAGAAUGUGUGUUAGCCUGCACUAAAGCUUCUCUAAAGUGGACUGCUCCUUAUAAUGGGUUGAUACCACCCCCAGAUGCAUCUUUAAUGAAUCCAGCUAAGAAACAUCAGUCAUGCACUGAGGUUUCUAGAGAUUCCUCUGUUCCAAGUGGACAGUGUGAUGAAAAAUUGAUAAUAAUUGACAAUUACUACACUGAUUUAAAUCAAACUGAAUCUAGCCACCAAAAUGGAGAAAGUUCAACACUGAGUCACUGUUUGAACACUGAAAAUAUCAUGUGCAAUCUAUCCUCAAAGUCUACAGUAAAUGGUUCAUCUAGAAAUGAGAAUGAAAUGAAUAUGGAAAAUAGUAUCAUUGAGUUAAAUGUAGAAAGAUCAGGAGACCAUAUGGAUAAUUCAGCAUUGUUUAAAGAAAGGCAUGAAAAUAAGGGUCAACUGUCAAAGUAUGAAUUGAUUAAAAUAAAAAAAAAUCAACACUUAAGUAAUUUGUGCACAUUCUCAGAUUUUCAGGAUAACGGAACUAAGUCCUUGCUAUUAGGUAACAGAACUAAAGAUUCUUGCAAGUCUAGUACAUCAUCUCCAUCAAGUUUGGAGUCUUUUGAAAGUCCUGAUAUUGGACCUUUUCUCAAUGUUCUGUUAACUAAACUAGAGAUGAUGCUUCAGAAUGAUGUGUACACAAAUCUCCGGUUAACAGAGGUACUAGCUCGUCUAGCCCUCUAUCCACAGCCUUUGCUUCGAUCUUUCUUGCUCAACCAUUCUUUGGUCUUCCAGCCAACAGUGAGAUCAUUACUUCAGGUAUUGGGUUCUUUAAAACCAAAAGUGGAAGCCUGUUGUACAUCCAUCAGCAAUUUUGAAGAGUUGUUGCUGAAAUGUAGUAAAUUUUUCUUUGCUCGAGAAGAACGGUUAUUGAACGAUUUGGUUGUAAGGGAAUAUAGAAAAGAAACUUUUAACCAGCAGAAAGAUAUUCAGAGAGGAGAACGACGCAGAAGUUUUACAAAUUUUAUUUUCAGAAGAGGUAGUUUACGAGGAGAGAAAGAAAGAAAUGUAGCUAUUAGACCAAUUUUUGAGUCCUUACCAGCCACUCAAGGACACAGACAAGCACCUGAAAAACCUGAAGGCAAACUGGAAUGCCUGAAAAUGAAAAAUGCUGUACUGUGUACAGUUCUUUUCUCAGAAUUCCUUAAAGAACUCGCUGCCAUUAGCCAGGAGCACUCUGUUAUUCAAGCAGAUCCGGAGUUUUGGACAAUGGAUUCGAUGGCUUAUGAUAACAUUUAGCAGGCAUGCUAAACCAUCAUUAUCAUUUAAUAUACAAUUUUAAUUGUGUAUAUAUACACUGAUUCAUUCUAAAGAUAUUGUUGAAAAAUUAAAACCAAAAUAAGUUGAUAAUGGCUCUGCAUAACCCUAAAACACACAAAGAAAUGACUAAAUUACUUAUUGGUGAUUCAAAAUAAUGGUACCUGUAUAUAGAAAAACUUAGGUGUUGACACAAAAUAAGAGCCAAAUUUUAUAAUAAUGAAUUGAUUAGGCCUAGCCAUUGAAUGCAUGUUAAUAGGUAUCCUUCAAACUUAUUUUGUUUCCUGUUUUUAUAGAUAAAUGUGUGAUAAUUAUGAAAAGUCAUAGUUUAUUCAGGUUUUCUGAAAUCUAAUGAUUCCUAUAAAGUAGUGUGAUUCAUUUUUGAAGUAUUAAGGUUUUUAAGCAGCCUUAAAAGUUCAUAAAAUUGUUGAUCCUGUGGUUAGAUUUUUAUUAAUCAAAAGUUAGUGUUAGGAAUAUAAAUAUCGAAAAAAUUACAAGGGUAUUUUUCUAAUCUCCAUAUCAUGAUAUGUGGUUUGAUUACAUCAUAGUAGUCAAGUUCAUGUGAUUUUAUACAAGUUAUUUAUAAUUAUGUGUACAUUUUGGAAUUGUCAGCCUUGAGGUUUUGUAAAUAACUUUUGUUGUGAUUAUUGUGUUUUAAAAUAGUAAUAUUUCCUGUGCUCACAAACUGCAACUUUGAUUAUCAUAUGUUUUUUAACUAAGAUUUAUAUCCUAAAACAGAAUAUUUCAAGCAAAUAAAUACAGCAAAACAAACUACACAGUUAAUAAUCAGUUGUUUAAAUACUUUUAACAAAAUCUAACAAAUGUAUCAUAGGUUUCAAGAGUGAAUGUUCAUUUGUGCCUUACCAUAUCUUUUUAUGAAUGGUUGUCUUAGUUAUUAAAUGGGUAACUAGCAACUUAUAACAAAAUCACCACACACCGAGAAACUUGUUUUAAUAAACUCUUUAUGAAUCUGAAUUGAUCCUAUCAUUAGUAUGUGUGUUUUACAUCUUUAUCAAUCUGAAUUAAUCCUAUCAUUACAGUGUGUUGUGUUUUUACAUCUUUAUCAAUCUGAAAUAAUCCUAUCAUUAGUGUGUGUGUGUGUGUGUUUUACAUCUUUAUCAAUCUGAAUUAAUCCUAUCAUUACAGUGUGUGUGUUUUGCAUCUUUAUCAAUCUGAAUUGAUCCUAUCAUUAGUAUGUGUGUUUUACAUCUUUAUCAAUCUGAAUUAAUCCUAUCAUUACAGUGUGUAUGUGUGUGUGUUUUACAUCUUUAUCAAUCUGAAUUAAUCCUAUCAUUACAGUGUGUGUGUGUUUUACAUCUUUAUCAAUCUGAAUUAAUCCUAUCAUUAGUGUGUAUGUGUUUUACUAUCUUUAUCAAUCUGAAAUAAUCCUAUCAUUAGUGUGUGUGUGUGUUUUACAUCUUUAUCAAUCUGAAUUGAUCCUAUCAUUACAGUGUGUGUUUUACAUCUUUAUCAAUCUGAAUUAAUCCUAUCAUUAGUGUGUGUGUGUGUACUUGCUGAAAGUUUUCUUUGAGGGAAAAGAAAAAAUCUCUAUUGAAAAUAAUCACAAUAGUUUAAAAAAUUUAUAAGAAAUAAAUAGUAUAUUGCACUUUUUAAUGCCAGUUUACUAAAUAAAACUGAUAAAUGAAACUUAAUUAUUUAAAGCGUUUUUUCAGUAUGUGCAGUAUAUUCAGAAUUACAAGUUGAUAUUUGUAACAAUACUUAGAAUUAAAAACAAAAAUGAGAUUAAUGACAACAAAUAACUUAAUUGGCGAGGUAGUAAGUUAGCAGUAAGUUGCUAGACGUACAAAUAGAGGAUGAAGUGGAAACAGAAACAGAUGGUCUUCAAGGUAUACAAAAUGUAAUAUUUGAGGUAUGACCAAUGAAUAAAUCAACAGACCAGAGAUCAAGAAUUGAUAAUCAAUGGCAAGAAAAACAUAUGGAAUUGAUAAGUAUGCAGUCAAAAAAGUUAAUCACAAGUGAAAACAAUGUGAAAUAGAUAAGUACACAGUAAAAAGUUAAGUACUAGUGAAAACAAUGUGAAAUAGAUAAGUACACAGUAAAAAGUUAAUUACUAGCGAGAACAAUGUGAAAUAGAUAGGUACACAGUCAAAAAAAAUGUAUUAAUAGUGAAAACAAUGUUAAAUGGAUAAGUACGCAGUCAAAAAAGUUGACACUGCUGAAUCCAAAUAUUUACAUACGAUAAACUGUUGAAGAACAUCUAGCGAUAAAGGUGAAUAAUCGGGUUAUUAGAUAUCUUCACACUGAUGGAUAAAGAUGAAUAGUGUGGUUACCAAAUGUCUCUUCACACUAAUGAAUCAAGAUGAAUAGUCUGGUUACCAGAUGUCUCUUCACACUAAUGAAUCAAGAUGAAUAGUCUGGUUACCAGAUGUCUCUUCACACUAAUGAAUAAAGAUGAAUAAUCUGGUUACUACAUGUCUAUUCAAACUGAUGGGUAAAGAUGAAUAGUCUGGUUGAUAGAUGUCUCUUCACACUGAUGGGUAAGGAUGAAGAGUCUGGUUACUAGAUGUCUCUUCACACUGAUGGAUAAAUAUGAAUAGUGUAGUUACUAGGUGUCUCUUCACACUAAUGGGUAAAGAUGAAUAGUCUGGUUACUAGGUGUCUCUUCACACUAAUGGGUAAAGAUGAAUAGUCUGGUUACUAGGUGUCUCUUCACACUAAUGGGUAAAGAUGAAUAGUCUGGUUACUAGGUGUCUCUUCACACUAAUGGGUAAAGAUGAAUAGUCUGGUUACUAGGUGUCUUUUCACACUAAUGGGUAAAGAUGAAUAGUCUGGUUACUAUAUGUCUCUUCACACUGAUGGAUAAAUAUGAAUAGUCUGGUUACUAGGUGUAUUAUCACACUAAUGGAUAAAGAUGAAUAGUCUGGUUACUAGAUGUCUCUUCAAACUGAUGGGUAAGGAUGAAUAGUCUUGUAACUAGACUUUUCUUUUACUGUGUGAGAUAUUGUUUAUUGAUAAUGAUUAAAAUAUAUCAUUCAUGUAUUAAUGAAAGUGAUCACAUGUAUAGUAUACUUUUGCAUGUCAUUUAAUUCCUGGAAUACAAUGGUCUUAAUUUUAGUGAUAGAGUACAUUAUAGAAAGUUAAGUUCCUGAUGCAGGUCUAAAGGCAAAAUGUUAAGCAAAUAUAAGCUUCGUAAGAUUCUUCUGGGGUUGACACUGGUGUUUUUAUAUGAAUAAUGUUGAUUGUAUAACUGAGCUUAUUAAUAUUAGUAUUUUACAAAGUUCAUAAAACUCCAUUAGCAAAUCCGAAAAAGAUUAGUUAUCGUCUUCACAUUUUAAUUGUACUUCUUUCUCACCAGCAUGACUGUUAUAUUGAUCUAGUAAUUUAAAAUUCUGAAUGUGAUGAUACAUCUUAAAGCAUUUCUUUUAACUAAGGUUGUUUUACUAUGGUAAUGAAUUGUUGUAAAUUAUAAAAAUGUUCAUUAUUUUUUGUAAAUUGUAAUCAUAGCAGAAUUGGAAAGGUUGUGGUAUUUUGUAAAAAAAAACAUUAUUUAAUAAAUGUAUCCUGUUAGAUGUAUUUACCUCAAAAUUAAAUAUUCUUUUGUUUAAAAACUUAAACACUUCUGUUUUGUGAAGCUGAAAGAACAUCUUCAAGUUAUGUUUUUGUGUAAUACACAUCUGAUGAUUGUUUGGAGUUAAUAAAUGAUGAUGCUCUUCAAAAUUCAAUGUUUUUAACUUGUUAAAAAACUGAGAUGUUGUUUUUACCUUUCAAGGAUAAACUCUUGUUGUUAAAUAAGUUUAACAGAUCACAUCAACUUAUCAAAUGUGUGGUUUCUCUGCACUGCUUCAUUUUUUAGCAAGUUGUAUUACAUGUAAGAAAAUUCCAGAUCUAAAUUGGUAAAAUUGGUUUUACCUGCUCAAAAACAUGCUUGCUAAAAUGUACAAAAAGUAUUGUGGAAAAAAAAUAAACAGCUCUUAAGA